CAGAAGUGACUUAAUUACAGUUUUCAAACAACUUAGUGAUAAGUUUGCAUCUGAUACGCCUCAAAUUUUCCUGUCUACCGAAACAGAGAAUUUACGAGGACACUCCAAAAAGUUCACAACCACAGAACAAAAUGUCAGCUGACUGUCGACUUUCCUAUCGAUUCAUUAACAGGCGUAAUUAAUCACCUCAACAUGUGACUGAAGUUCCAUCUGUCGACUCUUUCAAAAGAAAGUUGGGUCAACUGAGAGACCAUCAUUGCCUAGGCUAACAAAAGCCAUUUAGCCUGCUAUCCUUUCAAACUGAAACUGGAAGAAGGUUUAAAAAUGAGGCUGACCUUGAGCUUGUGGAGACUAUUUCCCAGUCGGGUUUAUUUAGUGCCAUCUUUUGGAAUACAUGGGAAUAUCAGAACUUUGUCUAGUACUACUAAUGUGAUUACAAACGCUAAUUUGGAUGCUCCCGCUGGAUCAAAACACUUUUUAGGCCUAGGGUUUCAUAAAGAACUCCCAAAGGCUUGUUAUGGCGGCCGCCAUACUGUUGCAAUGCUUCUCGGGGAUGGUGUAGGACCCGAACUUCUAUCAUACGUCAAAGAAGUUUUCCAAGUUAUUGGAGCUCCAAUAGAUUUUGAGGAAGUUGCCGUAAAUCAAGAAUCUGAAGAUGUUACAUUUACUGAUGCUCUACUUGCUAUGAAACGCAAUGGUGUUGGAAUCAAAGGAAAUUUUGCCACAGAACCAGGUCAAUCGUCAAGAAAUGUAGCUCUCCGUUUAAACUUGAAUUUAUAUGCCUUUGUCCAACGAUGUCGAAACUUUCCAGGUGUGGUUACACGUCAUCAAAAUGUCGAUAUCGUUAUAAUACGUGAGAAUACAGAGGGUGAAUAUAGUCGGUUGGAGCACGAAAAUGUUCCUGGAGUGGUAGAAUCUUUGAAGAUUAUAACUAGAGAAAAAUCCACUAGAAUUGCCCAAUUCGCAUUUGAUUAUGCCGUUCGACAUAACCGAAAAAAAGUCACAGCAGUACACAAAGCCAAUAUCAUGAAAUUGGGUGACGGUCUAUUUUUAGAAGUAUGCUCUUCAAUGGCCAAAAAUUAUCCACAGAUUGAAUUCAAUCAUAUGAUUAUUGAUAAUACAUGUAUGCAGUUAGUUAGUAAACCGCAACAAUUCGAUGUGAUUGUUUUACCAAAUUUAUACGGAAAUAUAGUCGGUAAUGUGGCAGCUGGUUUAGUCGGUGGAGCUGGUCUAACAACAGGUAUAAAUUUAGGCCCACAAAAUGCCUUGUUUGAAAUGGGCACACGGAAUUCUGGACGUUCCUUAGCUGGGAAAAAUAUUGCUAAUCCAUGUGGUAUGUUAUUGACAUCAGCAGAUAUGUUGGAAUAUUUAGGUCAUAUCAAAGAAGCUAAACUUAUUCGUGAUUCAGUUGUGAAUGUUGUUGGAGAACAAAAAAUACGUACAGCUGAUUUGGGUGGUAGUUAUAAAACUAGUAAAGUGAUUGAAGCAGUCUUGAAAAGUUUAAGAAGUCAACUUGCAUCGUGAUGAUAGUGAAAAGAAUGAAGAAAUUGGAAACUAUUGUGUUUGCACUUAGCAUAUAUAUUUAAAGUAUCCGUAUAGCUUUCAGCAUUAUUCGCUCUAAUUUGGUCUUGGCUUCUGCCCUAUCUUCAGGUUAACACAUUUAGUGAAACAGCAGAUUCAUACCCACGUUAUCGUAUACGUUUGCUAUGAAAUAUGUAAAAUAUGCUUUAAAUAUAUGUUUCAAGAAUAGUAGAA
Molecule: messenger RNA, 1755 nt
Organism: Schistosoma intercalatum
Lineage: Eukaryota; Metazoa; Platyhelminthes; Trematoda; Strigeidida; Schistosomatidae
Source: the annotation of a GenBank genome assembly